Lottia gigantea (owl limpet) is the source of this 384-nucleotide messenger RNA. RefSeq lists its product as hypothetical. NCBI's taxonomy places the organism in Eukaryota, Metazoa, Mollusca, Gastropoda, Lottiidae. Gene Ontology annotation, biological process: mRNA export from nucleus; mRNA splicing, via spliceosome. Gene Ontology annotation, molecular function: RNA helicase activity; RNA binding. The transcript has 4 exons. The record is from RefSeq and is a predicted model, not a curated record. The coding region runs from base 1 to 384 and encodes 127 amino acids.
AUGGCCCUAGCUCAGUUACUUCAAGAACAGAAUUUCCCUGCUAUAGCUAUACAUAGAGCCAUGACACAGGAAGAAAGAUUGUCGAGGUACCAGCAGUUUAAAGAUUUUCAGAAACGUAUUUUAGUGGCUACUAAUUUAUUUGGUCGUGGUAUGGAUAUUGAAAGAGUUAAUAUUGUAUUUAAUUAUGAUAUGCCUGAAGACUCAGACACUUAUCUUCACAGAGUAGCUCGUGCUGGAAGAUUUGGUACGAAGGGUUUAGCUAUAACUCUGAUCUCUGAUGAAAAUGAUGCCAAGAUUUUAAACGAUGUACAAGAGAGAUUUGAAGUCAACAUAACUGAAUUACCUGAUGAAAUCGACAUCUCUUCUUACAUUGAAGGAAGAUAA